Messenger RNA from Drosophila busckii, 642 nucleotides. RefSeq lists its product as uncharacterized. The record is from RefSeq and is a predicted model, not a curated record. The coding region runs from base 32 to 556 and encodes 174 amino acids. The transcript is spliced from 3 exons. NCBI's taxonomy places the organism in Eukaryota, Metazoa, Arthropoda, Insecta, Diptera, Drosophilidae.
UCUGUGUAUACAUUACAGCUCUGCACUAGCAAUGGAUACAACCAGCAGCGAUAGUGAGCAGCUACAUGCGCCAGCUGAGCUGCAGCAGACUUCGGCAACGGAUGAGCAGCUGCAGCCGCUGCCCAGUGGCAGUCGCCUGAAUCCAGAUGCGCCAGACUUUGUGCCUGGCAUUUCAAGUCGCCUGCUGGCCGCCAAAAUAGUCAACGACUUUGAUAAUAUAGUGCAGAGCUAUGAGUCCUGGAGCAAUGCUGAGGAUGAGAACAUUUCGUAUGGAGCGCGCUAUGACAGCAUUUGGCGCGAAAGCCGCGUCAAACUGCCAGCGGAGCUGCCCAGCGGCGACAUAGGACUGCCGCCCAUAGGCUUCGAAGCUAUGGCCAGCUUUAUGCCCCUACAAGCUGAAAUCGUUGGCGAUGUGCCGCAGCCACAGCCGCAGCCGCAGCCGCAGCCGCAACCAGCUGAGGCAGCUGUGAACAAGCAGCACGAGCGGCUGCCAGCGGCAGAGGAAGAUGCUGAGCAAUUGCCAAAGGGACGCUGUUGUCUCUGCAAGGUCAUGUGAACUGUCAGGUGACGGCGCCUUGUUUGAUACACACACAUUGAAGCACUGUAACUGUUCAUAUUGCAAUAAAACUGAGCAAAGCCAAA